Funneliformis mosseae is the source of this 814-nucleotide messenger RNA. The record is from the annotation of a GenBank genome assembly. Lineage: Eukaryota; Fungi; Glomeromycota; Glomeromycetes; Glomerales; Glomeraceae.
UGUGUCAAGCACUUUCUGGAGGAAUGUGAUCAUUUUGUUAAUAUGCGUUGGGGUUUUCGUAUUCCUAUUGGAUGCGUCUUUUUUCAAGAGAGAAGAGCAAAGAUAUUGCUUUGCAAUAUUGAUAUUUUCGAGUCUUCUAUGGUCAACUGAGGUCAUACCACUCUUUGUUACUUCGCUUGCAGUUCCUUUAUUGGUCGUUUGUUUACGCGUUCUACGUGAUGAUCAAAAUAAUCGUCUUGGUGCAAAGGAUGCAGCAAGACAAAUUUUUCAAACAAUGUUUUCACCAGUUAUUAUGUUGCUUUUGGGAGGUUUUGCUAUUGCGGGUGCAUUAAGCAAAUAUCAUAUAGCAAAAAUGAUGGCAACUUUUGUGUUGUCUAAAGCUGGGACGAAACCUAGAUUUGUGCUUUUGGCAAAUAUGUUCGUCGCCACUUUUGCAAGUAUGUGGAUAAGCAACGUUGCGGCACCAGUGUUAUGUCUGUCACUUAUUCAACCAAUCCUCAGACCCUUACCGCCUAAUAGUAAUUUUGGACGUUGUUUAAUUCUUGGGAUCGCCCUAGCUUCGAACGUUGGAGGCAUGGCAUCCCCCAUCUCAUCUCCUCAAAAUAUUAUCGCAAUUGGCAUCAUGGAACGAUCUCCUCCUACGUGGAUUCAAUGGUUCUUUAUUGCAAUUCCUUUGUGUAUCAUUAUCGACCUUUUGAUAUGGCUCUUACUUCUUUGGAAUUAUGAGCCAACGAAAAAUUCUUCGAUAAUUCAUCCUAUUAGGUCGUCGAAGGACCCAUGGACUGGAACACAAAUAUUUGUAAUUAUAGUGACG